AUGGGUGGGGAUUCUUUGGCUCAUGACGAAAGCGAUAAAGCUCAAUUUUUGUGGAAAAUCUUUGCGUCCAACUCAACCCUGGAUGAUGGCUCAGUUCCGACGUCAUGGAAGACAGCUUUAGUCCAUCCUAUCCCUAGAAAUAGUGAAUCUAAUCCGUCCAACUACAGACAGAUAGCCAUAACUUCCCUCUUCUCGAAAAUAAUGGAGUCCAUUAUUAACUCCCAGAUUCUGCGUUAUUUAGAAGAUCGUCAGCUGCUUGGACGUGGCGAAGGCCUUCGAUCGGACAGAAGCAUUACGGUUGUUGUCGACGGUGAAUGCUCUGACUCACUGUCUGUAAAUGCAGGCGUCUCUCAAGGCUCCGUGCUAUCGCCUACAUUGUUCCUCCUUCAUAUCAAUGACAUGCUGCAAAUCAGCGGCAUUCAUUGUUAUGCGGAUGACAGCACAGGCGAUGCCUACUACACCGGCCGUGCUGACAUUUCUCGGGAAAACUUUCAAAGGACCCCCCUAACUGCCUCAGCCGGUAUUGGAAUAAUUGGUGCCAGCAUUUCGAGCGACGUCCAGUUCCGCGGUCAUCUACAGGAUAAGGCCAAAUUAGCCUCGAGGAAGCUUGGUGUGCUCAAUAGAUCGAGCCAGCCACAACUGCAUUCACGCUUCUCACGUAACUUUUUGGCUAUGCAAAAACUGUGGAAGGGUCUGUCGUCGGCGGUAUUUCCGAACCGAUAUGACCUUCAAACAUUCAAAAAAAGAGAGCAGACUAGGGAACGCCAAUUACUACGAUUCCUACAUUUUGUACUCUACACCAUAUCUUCUUUAUUACAUAUAUGGUGCACAAAUACUGCGCGCACUGCCAAGCCCGCUGCUGAGUGUGUGUCACUCAAGCUCGAACUAACCCUCAGGCGUAUGUUGCAGCCGGCAGAACCAGGCACAUAUUUCUGGAAUCGGCGAACUCAGAGACAAUCAGCGGGGGAUCCAGGAGCAGGAGCAGCAGCAGCAAAACAAGCAAUGGACGAUUACAACAAAAAAUAUGAUUUGAACGCUAUGAAAAACAAAAAAAAAAAUAUUCAGCCAAUAACGGUAAUCAACAUCAGAAAAAAUAACAAACCGACUGAGAAGAACUUUCAACAAGGUUAUGCGGUGGUCAUCUAUGGGUUCAAACUAACUACUUCGAUUUUGACAAUUUUCAAGUACGCUGAGGUAUUUGGUGAUGCCUACCCGCAAUUUCACCCCUGCUAUUCGGACUACUGGACCACCGCGUACCGCUGGUUAUAUCGGUACCUUAAAACGCUUCCAGAAUGGGCGACCGGCCAGACUAGCUUCAUAGAUACGCACAAGGUGUGGAGGAAGCGCUACUUUUAUUUGAACAGAUUCGUUCCUCAUUGGGUUCGGCCCUAUUUAAUUAAGUUUUGCGUACACCCUUUAACGUUCGCGAAAGAAGAGCUAGUUUGGAAAAUAUACAAGAAGUUCGCCCAGACACAGUGGGGUAAAUUCUACAUAUACCCAUCGAAAGUCUUCGAUAAUUACAGAUCCAUGAGGCCAUAUGAAACUUUCGAACAGUUAGAUGAUAGCACCGUGUCUAAAGAUUAG
This is a messenger RNA of Spodoptera littoralis (African cotton leafworm), 1584 nucleotides long. Lineage: Eukaryota; Metazoa; Arthropoda; Insecta; Lepidoptera; Noctuidae. The record is from the annotation of a GenBank genome assembly.